GCAAGGAUAAGCAAGGAUCACCCCAACUCCAAUAUCUUUCGAAACUUGAGAAACCGCGAACGUUUAUUUCAUUUUCAGCCUCCAACAUCUUUUUCUCUUUUGCUCCCCAUUGUACUAUACCCUUUUUAAAGGUCGGUGUCUUGUCGGUUAGCCCUGUCUAUUUAUAUUAUAUAUAUAUACCUAUAGGUAUAUGUCAUGAUUAUCAUACAAAUGUAGUCUUUUUUAGCAACAAACACUUUCGUUUCAACUCAAUUGACUCCAACAAAUCCCCCAAACCCAGUAGCGUUGGUCUUAAUUUAGUUUUCCGCAUUCCUCCCACACCUACGGUUCGACGGUUCGAAUCUACCCGCCUACCCGCCGACUAAAAUUCACUAAACUUCCCGUUAAAAGUUAAAAGUAUAAUAAUGGCCGACGACGAAGAUGGUGUUAUCAGAUCUGCGGCGGCCAACUGGUUUUCUUCCGACGUCCAGGGCGCCGAGGGGCCUGGAGGUUGGCGUCUUGAUGUUGUAACCCUACUUGCCGUCAUCGGCGAGUCGUCCAUAGCAGAACAUUGUCAGACUAUUACUGCUAGCAUCUUUUGCCUCCUCCCGCGCAUUAUCCCUGCUCCACAGGCUUUCUUAAAGCCUUCCCGGCCUGGUCGCUUGCCCGAGACCACGGCAAAAAUGACGGGCGUCUACAGCGGUGUUGUCCUCGAUACAGUGGGAUUCUUUGCCAAUAUCAUUCAUCCUCUUGACGAACUGCAAUCAUUUGCUUUCCGAGUUCUACAUAUCACCCAUACCGACCGUAAUAACGCCGGUGGUAUUGAGGUCCCCGGCCUACUCAAUAACAGAACGAGCUUCUUUCAAAGUAUACGUGCAAAUGGAAGGACUGUCAAUCAAUCACAUCAAUUACGCACUCUGCCACGUGGUCCUCCUCCCGAAGACCGUAAUACACGUAUUCCAAACGAGCCGAUAGACGCAGCAUGCAGCAACGAUGUCGAGGCCGGUCCAACACCGGGUGUACACAGACGGGCAACAAUGAAAGAAAACAUUCAGGACUUCGUCGCCAAUCCAACGCGUGCCAGAAAUAAAAAACGACCCGCAAUCCCUGCUACCCUAUAUUCCCCCGUGCACGUCCUCUCAUUCUUCUCUCUCUUAUUGACAUGCGGUAUCAUUGCCCUUGCAGCAGUCCUCGAGGAUGGAACAGCAAUUCUUGCCGUUACCCUUAUUUCCUUUGCGAGCUCCAUUGUUGGCUGGGCUUCGUGGUGGAGGCCCAUCCUAAUGAACCGCAGUCACAACAAUACUGUCCCUGAUGGAGAUGUGAUAAUCCGUACGCGUGUGGGCGCAUUCCUUCUUAUCAAGUGCACCGAAGAAGUAGCGCGUGAGCUCUAUUCGGGCACUGAAGAAUGCGAAUACCACGUUAGCGGACGCGCAUAUAGGGUGCUCAUGGGAUUUGGGACCUGCUUGUUGAUGGUGGCUGUCAUCCUCUUGGGCAACUGCAAGUGGUACUCUCAGGUUUUCAUCGGUGUUAGCUAUAUCGUAUUAAAUGGACUAUACUGGACCAUGGGGCUGAUCCCAAAACGCUUCUUCUGGGACUUGAGUCGCUAUGACAUUAGAGAUAUAACUCCUACAAUCUCACAAAACGCCCAUAAAGAAACCUUUAGUGAUCCACGGGAAGGGGCUCCAAGCUACACGCGUACACUAUGGUAUGCGAUCCGCGAAACCAAGCGCACAGCUUGGGUUAAUAGGAGCGGCGCUGCACCCGACACACCACAAUGGCGCAAGUGGCUCGCGGAGGCUGAAGAUGCCGCAAUCUCGAAUAACACAGACUGGCCUUCUGUUGCCCGUAAGGAUGUGAUUAUGAAGAUGACAGAGAGCCAACUUAAUGAUACGGGGACUUCGGCAUCCGAGCCGACAAGAAUAUUUGACCAGGCAGAGCAAGCUGCACCGGCCACUCAGAUACAGCCUCGAGAUCGACGCCCUGCCGAUGGCACUCUAUAGGCAAUUCUACCUACCUAGGUUUGGGCCUCUGUCCUUAUCUUAUAUGGGAAAUAAUGUGUUGGAUACCCUUUUAUACGAGCGAGCGAGUUUGCGAUAUCGAGAUCAUUAUGAUUUUAUCUAAUCCAAUUUACGAGGCUCUGGGAAAUUGCGAUUUGAACUAAGGUGCGGGGAUUUAAUAACGACUGAUGACUAUUUCUUUUCUUUAUUUAUGCUGCAUACGCAAGUAUCUAUAUAUUACUAGAUUUUUGCAUCGGUUGGGGGAGCAUAAUGGUACUGGCUUUUUGCAUUAUUGGGCAUGUAGAACCAAAAGCACAAAACUCGAAUUUUAUUGGAUAUAUUUCCGGCGAGAUAGGAAUAGGGAAAAUUGUUAUUUUAGCGAGGAGUUUUGGUGUCUAACAGUGGGCAGUCAUUAGCUCGCUUCGUCAUUACUACCAAGUCUUGUAAAGACCAUAAUUGAGAAUUUUGGAUACUGCAUUCUUAGACAACUACUGAGAGGCUUGAAUAGAGAAAUAUGACCGAUACGAUCUUCUUAA
Messenger RNA from Daldinia vernicosa, 2512 nucleotides. RefSeq lists its product as uncharacterized. Bases 405 to 1979 code for a protein of 524 amino acids. The record is from RefSeq and is a predicted model, not a curated record. The transcript has a single exon. Lineage: Eukaryota; Fungi; Ascomycota; Sordariomycetes; Xylariales; Hypoxylaceae.